AUGGCCUUCACCAUGCACUCCCACUCGGGGCAGUUCUGCCCCGGCCACGCAGCCGACCAGCUCGAGGACAUUGUCCGACAGGCCAUCUCGCUGGGGUUCAGGACCAUGGGCCUCACAGAGCACAUGCCGCGGUACGAGGAGCGGGACCUGUAUCCCGACGAGAGAGACGAUCCGCAGGCAUCCCUCGCGGCGCUUGUCCCGCGGCACGAAGCGUACCUCGUCGAGGCGCGGCGCCUGCAGCACAAGUACGCCCCCCAAAUCCACAUCCUCAUCGGCUUCGAGGCCGAGUUCAUCCGGCCCGCGUUCGCGCCUCUCGUCCGGGGCCUCGCCCGCCCGCCCUGCGUCGACUACUUCGUCGGCUCGGUGCACCACGUGCACGGCAUCCCCAUAGACUACGACGACGCCUCGUACGCGGCGGCGGUCGCGGCCGCCGGCGGCUCCGAGGAGCGCCUGUACCAGGACUACUACGACCUGCAGCACGACAUGCUCCUCGCCCUGGCGCCCCGCGUCGUAGGCCACUUUGACCUGGUCCGUCUGAAGAGCGCCCAUCCCCAGCGCGACAUCCGCCGGUGGAAGGGCGUGUGGGACCGCGUGCUGCGCAACCUGAGGCUCGUCAAGCACCAGGGCGGCUGGCUGGAGCUCAACACGGCCGCCCUGAGGAAGGGCCUGCCGGAGCCGUACCCUUGCAGGCCCGUCGCAGAGGAGUGGAUCGGCAUGGGAGGCGCCUUCACAAUGUCCGACGACAGCCACGGCAUCGCCCAGGUCGGCACAAACUACAGCCGCGGUCUGUCGUACCUGGAGAGCUUGGGCGUCGCGCGGCUCUGGACCCUGGAGCGCCAACCACAUCCCGGCGUUGCCGGCGAGGCAAAGGCGACGCUCUCCGACAAGGCUGUCCCCGUGGAGGUGUUUAGGCAACACUUCAAGUCGUGA
Molecule: messenger RNA, 930 nt
Organism: Metarhizium album ARSEF 1941
Lineage: Eukaryota; Fungi; Ascomycota; Sordariomycetes; Hypocreales; Clavicipitaceae
Product: histidinol-phosphatase
Exons: 3
Coding region: 1-930 (309 amino acids)
Biological process (GO): L-histidine biosynthetic process
Cellular component (GO): cytoplasm
Molecular function (GO): histidinol-phosphatase activity
Source: RefSeq, a predicted model, not a curated record